Molecule: messenger RNA, 9924 nt
Organism: Oncorhynchus masou masou (cherry salmon)
Lineage: Eukaryota; Metazoa; Chordata; Actinopteri; Salmoniformes; Salmonidae
Product: kinesin-like protein KIF21B
Biological process (GO): mitotic spindle organization; microtubule-based movement; spindle elongation
Cellular component (GO): microtubule associated complex
Molecular function (GO): microtubule motor activity; ATP binding; microtubule binding
Source: RefSeq, a predicted model, not a curated record
AGACAGACAAUAAAUAGGCAGAGAAGGCUGUUACUGUGUGGUUUUGGAUGAGCGCCGAAACGGUUUGUAGACUUCGCACAUACACAACAGGAUGUAGCAGCGGCGAAAUAAAUAAGAAAGGAGAAGAAAAGCGCGUGCGAAGAACGGAGGUGUAGAUUGUGAGCGUGGACAGAAGCAGAAGCCGACGGUAGCAGGAUUACCCACGGCAGGUUAUGAUGACAGCACCGCGGCCCGAGCUUCUAACCUGAAGUACCGCUCCAUGCGCUUUUGUUUGACGCAACACUGGAUUUUUACGCACUAAACGGACUCUGACUGGCACAGUUCAGAUACUUUUGUAAAAGAGGGGAGCACUGAAAGAAAGAGGACAGGAUGGCGAGCCAGAACGACUGCUGUGUGAAGGUCUCUUUGAGGAUCCGUCCCCAGAUGGCGAAGGAGAAGAUUGAGGGCUGUCACGUGUGUACGUUGGUCACGCCCGGGGAGCCCCAGAUGUUGCUGGGUAAAGACAAGGCCUUCACGUACGACUUUGUGUUCGACAUCGACUCAGCCCAGCAGCAGAUCUAUGCUGCCUGCGUCCACAAACUCAUCGAGGGCUGUUUCGACGGAUACAACGCUACGGUGUUUGCCUAUGGACAGACAGGCUCAGGGAAGACCCAUACCAUGGGGACAGGGUUUGACAUGAACGUGCAAGAGAAGGACCAGGGUAUCAUCCCGCGGGCUGUUCGUCAGCUGUUCCUGGGCAUCCAGGAGAGGAAGACACAGGCCCAGCAGCAGGGCACACACCCUCCAGAGUUUAAAGUCAGUGCACAGUUCCUAGAGCUGUACAAUGAGGAGAUCCUAGAUCUGUUUGACGGAGCCAGAGACCCAGACUGUAAGAGCAGGAAGUCUAAUAUCAAGAUCCAUGAGGAUGGCAGCGGCUCCAUCUACACCACCGGAGUCACCUCACGACUUGUCAACUCAGAGGAAGAGCUGUUACAGUGUCUGAAGCUGGGAGCGUUGUCUCGUACCACGGCCAGUACCCAGAUGAACGCAUCUAGUUCCAGAUCUCACGCCAUCUUCACCAUCAACCUCUGUCAGAUGAGAGUCUGUCAACAAACUGAGGAGAAUGGUGAGGUGAACGGAGGUGUAAAUGAAGGUGUGAUUGGGGAGGUGAACGGAGGUGUAAAUGGAGGUGUGAUUGGGGAGGUGAACGGAGAGGUGAAUGAUGUUGGCGGAGAUGGAGGGUCUAUUACCAAGCCUGAGUAUGAGACUCUGAUGGCCAAGUUUCACUUUGUGGACCUAGCUGGAUCAGAGAGACUCAAACGCACCGGAGCAACAGGAGAACGGGCACGGGAGGGCAUAUCCAUCAACUGUGGACUGCUGGCUUUGGGGAAUGUGAUCAGUGCUCUGGGGGACCAGGCUAAGAAAGGAGGACAUGUUCCCUACAGAGACUCUAAACUAACGCGCCUACUACAGGACUCACUGGGAGGAAACAGUCGUACAUUGAUGAUCGCGUGUGUGAGUCCAUCGGACCGGGACUUCAUGGAGACCCUGAACACACUGAAGUACGCCAACAGAGCCAGGAACAUCAAGAACAAGGUGGUGGUGAACCAAGACAAGACCAGCCAACAGAUGUCUGCCCUGAGGGCUGAGAUUGCCAGGCUACAAAUGGAACUUAUGGAGUAUAAAGCGGGUAAGCGUGUGGCAGGUGAGGACGGCUCGGAGGGCUUCAGUGAUCUGUUCCAGGAGAACUCGAUGUUACAGAGAGAGAACGACACGCUACGCAUGCGAGUCAAAGCCAUGCAGGAGACCAUCGACCACCUCAACACACGGGUAACCACGCUCCUCGCCAACGAGGUCAGCACGCUGCUGGCCAAGUCGGGUGAGGGCAAUGAGGAGAUUGGUGCUCUGAUACAGAACUAUAUCAGAGAGAUCGAGGAGCUCAGAUCAAAGCUCCUGGAGAGCGAGUCGAUGAACGAGUGUCUUCGUCGCAGUGUAACCCGUCUCUCCUCCCGCUCCCCGUUCACCACCUCCUCCUCUCAUAGCUCCACCCCAGGGCCACACCCCUUAGGCUCCUCCCCUUCCCUUUCCAUGGAGGCGGAGAUGACGGACGUGAUACGUCGAGCCAAGACGGACAUCGAGAGGCUGAAGAAGAAGGAGAGGAGACAGAGGAGGAUGAGCCCAGAGAAAGAGAAAGGGUUGAAGAAACGAGCGAAGCUUCAUUCUCAUGAGAAUGGACAUAAUGGAGAAAACGGCCAGAUGGACUCGGAUGAGAACUACACAGAGGACGUGAUGUCACCUCUGCAGGAGGAGGAGAGUGGGUGUGACGAGGAAGAGGAGGAGGAGGAGGGGAGGGACGAAGAGGAGUUUGACAGUGAUGAGAGUCUGGUGGACUCCGACUCGGACUCUGAUGAGAAAGCUAAUUUCCAGGUGGAUCUGGCAGACCUGACGAGUGAGAUUGAGAUCAAGCAGAAGUUGAUCGAUGAGCUGGAGAACAGUCAGAAGAGACUGCUGCAGCUCAAGCUACAGUAUGAAGAGAAACUCAUCCUGCUGCAGAACAAGAUCAGAGACACACAGCUUGAGAGAGAUAGAGUACUGCACAACCUCUUGUCUAUGGAGAACUACACGGAGGAGAAGGCUAGCAGGAUUAAAUCCGAGUAUGAGAAGAGGCUGAAGGAGAUGAACAGAGACCUGCUGAAACUGCAGGCAGCACAGAAGGAACACACGAGGCUACUGAAGAACCAGGGACGCUAUGAACAGGAACUGAAGAAACUGCAGCAGGAGGUCAACGAGAUGAAGAAAGCCAAGGUGGCACUGAUGAAGCAGAUGAAGGAGGAGCAGCUGAGGAGGAGGAUGAUGGAGGCCAAGAGGAACAGAGAGAUCGCUCAGCUCAAGAAGGAGCAGCGACGACAGGAAUACCAGAUUCGUUCGUUGGAGAGUCAGAAGCGUCAGCAGGAGCUGGUACUGAGGAGAAAGAGCCAGGAGGUGACAGCCUUACGACGUUUGGCUAAACCCAUGUCUGGACGUAUGGCUAGACGACUACAGCCCCUAGACUCCGGAGCAGAACUGUCUGCCAGCACCACCUCCUCUGAACCAGAGUCCAACCGGACCACCUCAACCAAAGUGUCUAACAUAGUGAGACAGUGGAACACUAAGAUGAAUGGCUACCUGGGAGAGAGCGAGGGGAUUACCACCAACGGGACACAGGUUGUUGGCAGUAGGACGCGUGUCCAGCAGCGCAAGGGUGUUCUCGUGGGCAGCAGUAGUUUCUCCAAGGCGGCCCGUCAGAAGUGGCAGACUCUAGAGAGGAGGAUCCUGGACAUCGUCAUGCAGAGGAUGACCAUCACCAACGUCGAGGCCGACAUGGACCGACUCAUCAAGAAGCGAGAGGAGCUGUCUGUGCAGCAGGAGGCACUGUUGCGUAAAAGGCAGGUGCUUAUGGCUGAGGGAGAGGGGCCUGACGGGGAGGACCGCCUAGUCCAGGAAAUGAACGAGGACAUUGAGGUUCUGAAUGCAAACAUCGACUACAUCAACGACAGCCUAUCAGACUGCCAGGCAACCAUCGUUCAGAUAGAGGAGACCAAGGAUGAGCUGGACUCGGUGGACACCUCAGUGGUCAUCAGCUCCUGCUCUCUGGCUGAGGCCCGACACCUCCUGGACCACUUCCUCAAGGCCUCCAUUGACAAGGGUUUACAGGUGGCUCAAAAGGAGUCUCAGAUCCGUCUGUUGGAGGGCCAGCUGAGACAGACAGAUAUGAUUGGCUCUGCCCAUAACCACAUCAUCCUGGACGCGCUGAGAGAAAAGGCUGAGUGUAUCCCCGAGCUGCAGGCACUCAUACACAACGUACAGCAGGAGAAUGGUUAUGUCAGCACCGACGAGGAGCCUUCAGAGUUUAGCCAGCCCUCUGACGGCAGUGUGUCCCGGAUGAAGUCCUCAGCCAGUCAGGAUGACUGCAAGCUGAAGGUUCAGACUGAGCCCCGUCUGUCAGCCCAGAUGAAAGCGGUAUCGGCAGAGUACCUGGGUCCCGUGUUAGACCCGUCCACUAAGAACAUCACCAAGUCCCUGGCCUCCCUAACAGACAUCCAGGAGAACGGCGGCUCAGGUGGCCUGAGCCUCACUCUCCCCAUCUUUCGAGACAGGGUGUCCAGGACCAUCAGCCUGCCUGUCCGGGGACACACCUUUCCUCGGCAGUCUCGGGGGGGUGACACCUCCCCUCUAACAAGGAGGAAGUCUUAUGACCGAGGCCAGUCUUACAGAAAUGCUGAUGGGCAUACUCCCCCAUCUCCCCCUCUCAGAACCAGAAACGACCGCAAUGUCUUUUCAAGGCUCACCAGCAACCAGAGCCAAGGCUCCGCACUGGACAAGGGUGUGAUCACUCCCACGGGGGGAGUGAAGGGGGGACGGACGGCACCCCUCCAGUGUUCAGCCAUAGCAGAGGGACACUCUAAACCUGUCCUCUGUGUGGACGCUACAGAUGAACUGCUCUUCACUGGAUCCAAAGACCGGACGUGUAAGAUGUGGAACCUGGUGACGGGACAGGAAAUUGUCACGCUGAAAGGGCACCCCAAUAACGUGGUCUCAGUCAAAUACUGUUCCUCCUCCUGCCUCGUCUUCUCUGUCUCCACCUCCUACAUCAAGGUCUGGGACAUACGAGACUCUGCCAAGUGUGUCCGUACCCUCACGUCUUCAGGCCAGGUGGUAUCGGGGGAUGCGUGUGUGGGCACCACCACCCGUACCAUCACGGUGGCACAGGGUGAAUACCAGAUCAACCAGAUAGCUCUCAACCCCUCUGGCUCUGUUCUCUAUGCUGCUGCUGGUAACACCGUACGCACCUGGGACCUCAACAGGAUGAUGGCAUUAGGGAAGCUGACAGGUCAUAUAGGCUCAGUGAUGUGUCUCACUGUAGGUCAGUCUCUACUGGGCAAAGACCAGGUCAUCACUGGCUCCAAGGACCACUAUGUCAAGGUGUUUGACGUGGCAGAGGGCAUGCUGGGUAAUUUAGGCCCCGCCCACAACUUUGAGCCUCCGCACUAUGACGGCAUCGAGUGUCUGGCCAUCCAGGGAGACGUUCUGUUCAGCGCAUCACGAGACAACGGCAUCAAGAAGUGGGACCUGGAGAACCAAGAACUCACCCAGCAAAUCCCCAACGCCCAUAAGGACUGGGUGUGUGCGCUGGCAUACGUUCCAGGGCGACCCAUGUUGCUGAGUGCCUGUCGGGGAGGCAUGCUGAAGGUGUGGAACGUUGAUAACUUCACCCCCAUAGGAGAGGUCAAGGGUCAUGAGAGCCCCAUCAAUGCCAUUUGCACCAACUCCCGGCACAUCUUCACCGCUUCCAGUGAUAUGACAGUGAAGAUCUGGUCAGCAAAGGUGGGGAAGAAGAGGUGACGUUCGGUCGGAGCGUUAUUGUGACAUCAUUAUCUGCGGCCAUCUUUACUGAGGGCCUUCACCCCUGACCUCUGACCCUCUCACCUCAACCACCUCAGCCAAUCAGGUGUGACGCGGCAGGACUUCACGGUUACCAACCAUGACCGUGACGACCGGUGUGGAUGACGUGUCGUCGCAAAGUUCAGUCUCCUCCAGAAAGAUCCUGAUGAGGAGUGUGUCUUCAACUGAAAGGCAAAACGGGAAUCUUGAGAGUUUUUGCCUUUUCUUGUUUCUACUGCCAAUCCAACUGGAAGUGCAAUUGAGGUGUGAUGGGAUUUGGACAAGACAAAACCUUUAUUGUGCCAGAUAAUGGCUGUGUGAGGACAAAAAUCAGAAUGCCCAUGGGAUGUUCAUAGACACAGCUACUGACUGAUUCAUCUACUCCUAUUUAUUAGUCAUUCAAUGAAAACAAGGUCUCCCAGAGGUGAACUGACCCUUGGAGAACACCAUUUCUGAGCCAACUAAAGACUAUGUUUCUAUCUUCAGGGCUGUCUGUGUUUGAUUGUCUACUGGCUGAGAUGAACCAACUGGAAUUCAUGUAUAGCAAAGGGGGCUGAGAGAGCGAGUUGUUCAGUAUACAUGCAGUAUGUAUGUUGAAACCACUCGACAGUUUGUUGAGAGUUCACUUCAGCCCUUUGUGAUUCCCUGUCUUCAUCUCCAUGGAUGGGUUUUCUGUGGCCUCUACCUUGGCUGCAGGCUGCUGAGUCUGCAUUGAGAGAGCCUAGCAAUAAUAACAUCACUACUAACACCAGUCCUGGAGGAACACACACGCAUACACACACGCAUACACACUGCUGUCUUAUCAUGGUGGGAGUGCAGGAAUAAUAGUAUUAUUCACACUCGCACAGACACACCAACCCCACCGGACAGCGAUAUCUCCACAGGUGCCAAAGUUCAAGAUCGUUAUCUCUCCUGUCUCUAUGCGGCCGGAGACUGGCCCGCGUCCCACAUGGAACCUUACUUCCUAUGAAGUGCACUACUUUUGACCAGGGAUUAGGGUGCCAGUUGGGACACGCCCUCUCUCUCGCUCUCUCUCUUUCUCUCUCUCUCUCUCUCUCUCUCUCACUGAGGCUCUCAAGAGCUUCAAUAAGCGCCCCCCCAGGAAGUCACCAUUUCAACCGCUCCUCUCCUCUCACCCUGUGAGUCUGGUAUGCUGUGCGACCCCAUUCUGAGCUUAUUAGCUGUUGUAACUUCUGCAAAACUGGGUUUGAAUCACAGGAGGUUGGUGGCACUGUGAUUGUGGGGGACGGGCUUGUGGUAAUGGCUGGAGCGGAAUAAGUGGAAUGGUAUCAAACACAACAAGCACAUGGUUUGUUUGAUGUCAUUCCAUUCGUACCGAUCCAGCCGUCAUGAGCCGUUCUCCCCUCAGCAGCCUCCACUGGUUUGAGUACUAUUUGAAAUCUUUCAAAUAUUUGUCAGCAUUUCUUCUAGCCUGCCUGGAUUUGCCAGACGUGGCCCAUGAUGCCAGGCAUGCUCAAUCAAGCACCGAUAAAGUAUUUGGAAUUUCAAAUAGUAUUUGAGCCCAGGUCUGAACUGAUGACAACUGUAGCUGCAGACACCGAUAUAGCUCUAGUUCUGCGCCACAGAGACAGUGGUGGGGGGGAUGGUGAUGCUAGCCAGGCUAAUUGGCUGCUGUGUUAGCAGGUGGUGAUGAGUUAUGCUGCAUGAUGGGCAAAAGUCUGAUUAAGUAGGUCAGGACAGGGGAAGAGCGUUUGAGUCCCUAUUGGCACCCUAUUCCCUGCAUAGUGCACUACAUUUGACCAGAGUCCUAUGGGCCCUCGUCAAAAGUAGUGCACUAUAUAAGGAAUGGGGUGCCGUUUGGGACGCACACUUUACCAGAUCUUUGUUUAUUCCGUUCAGUAGUUUUAAAGAAGGAACCCUUCCCUGCUGUGUGUGUGCCUUUGGGGUAGUGUGGGGGCGACGCCUGGCUUCACACACACACACAUGCUUUUAGGUUAUCCAUCUUGCCUGGCAGGGCUUGGCUUCCUUCAGCUCUGAGAUUUACUGUCUGCUAAGUUAAACAUAUUUGUCUUCUAGCCCUCCCGCGCACACACACGCACACACACACUCAUGUGGCUAACCACUAUCUCCAGGCACCUUUGAUCAGAGAAUCUUCCCUCCUAACCCUUUUAGAAGGGGACAUUCUAAUCCAUUCCCACUGACAAUGUCACAACGUAGAACAUUCCGAAGAAAUUGUGAAAUUCUCACACUCCUCCCUGAGGAUCGGAAAUAUCUUUAGAUGCCUAGUGAGCGACUGAGCCACGUGUAACUCGCAGCAUUUCUUCUCCUGUGAAUAUAUCUAGUUGUUAUUGAGUGCACUUUAUCUGGUAAAGACUUAGAAACGUGUGCACUGCACUGUGAUCAAAUGGAUGACGUUAGAGGAAGGGGUUGGUGGUCCAAUAUAGCAAAAGAAAAGUAUCCCAAAUGAAAUCUACUGCAAUGAGAAUCUCAAAUCAUGUCUUUUGUAGAGCUGUCUUUGAAGUCUGAAUCAAUGGUGUCUCUCUUACGAGACAUGUGGAUGCUGCUAACAUGAUGUAAAUAGUUUGAUAAAUAGAAACAUAAGACAUAAGAUGACACAAUCACGUUAUCCUGAGCCUAGGUUUAGGUUUGAGUUGAAGGUAGAGGGAGUUUAUACUAUACACAGAUCCAGUUUUAUAGUCUCUGUAUGUAGCCCAUUACGCCUUGUUUUUAAAGCCAUUUGAAUGUGUUUAAGGUACAAUCGAUGUUCCUUUGUCAUAGAGGAAUAUCUAUGGAAUAUCUAUGUAAUCUCCAUCGACUUUUAGGACUUCUUUAAUAACGUCAAACUAUCAUGCAUUUUUUGUUGUUGUUGUUGUCAACUCCCUUUUUUAUAUUGUAUUUUCCAAAUCCUCUAUCAUCUCCCAUGGAUGACCAGGCUUAACAUGAAGGAUGUUGAACACCCACAGCUGUGCCAAUCACCUAUAGCUAGCUAACUAUGUGGUGCUCUACUCUGUUCACUGUUCCAGGAUCAGCCUUUCUGCUCCUUCGCUCAGUGUGUUUCGCAGCAGCUGUUCGAGGAAGCUCUGUGGUACCUUAAAAGCGCUUUAAAGGUGCCCCUGCUUGUGCAUUUGCUGUAGAACAGAGCUGCGUGAACAUAGCGGUUGUGAUGGUAGGAGAGGAGGAAGCCUCAGAACCAUGAGCAGAAUUAAUAUUCCAACCGAAUGUUCAGUCACACUUUAUUUGGAUAGUGCGGAUAGUCCGUCUGUGGUCAUACCAUCAACAAAUAAUCUGUUGACCGGCAACUGCUUGCUAAGUUUAGGUUUAGAAUAAGGGUAAGGGUUCAUUUUUGGAUUAGGUUAAGGGUUAGGGCUACUAGAUAGUUACUGAUCAUCUACAGAUGGCCUAUCCGAAAUAAAGUGUUACCGAAUGUUCUAAUUGAUGACGUCACACAGGUCCUGUUUUAAUUCCGGAACAGGACGCCGAUGAGAACAAUCAAAAUGCUCACCUCGUAGUCUCAAAGGGUUAACCACACAGCCAAAUUAGAACCCCUCUCCUGUCCAGUUGGAAGAGCUGCUACUGACCGAGCAUGUCUGACAGCCAUGUCCACUCGCUAUAGAUUCCUAGGCUUCUUCUCUCGUCUCCAUCGGUACCUCUCUUGUUGGCUGGAUCACCUGUAUACAUGUGUAUUAUGCUGUCUAUCGGAGGGGAGAUUUGAGCACAGUUAUUGACUUCCUGGUUAUCCGGCGCCCCGACAAAAAGUCGACUGAUUGUCCUACCCCGUGUGCAGAUAUGACCGUCUGUAUAUCUACCCGAGCUUAAACGUUCACCUAAUUUAGAAAAUGAACCACUCAGCCUAUCAGCACCACGUCUCUGCCGCUUGCCUCUGCUAUGGCUCUAAACACCAGUGAUUCUAUUUUUUUUUAGCAGAGAUGGUCUGUGAAUAAAGUGACCUGACGUGGAAUGGCAACAACCAACAAAAGCGUCGAACGGUGCACUUUGGCUGCUCUACUAGUGGUCUGGAUCACUCGUACUGUAGAUGUGCUAAGAUUGUUAAGAGCCACGUUGCUCACGAAGGCUCUGGGAAACACCUUGUCUACUAAAGAUACAUUGUAAGAAAUGUAUCUAAUAUGUUCUGAUAUCUAGGCCUAAUUCAAACACUGACCAGAGCUGGUAUAUGUGUAAUAUUUUGAGUUGCUGCUCAGAAGUGCACACAAUUAGAGGUCACACGGCGGGAUGGCGUCCCGUUGUCGGCUCUGUUUCUCUCUAUUUCUGUUUCACAGGCAAAGUGGACAGUAACGGGUAUCUGGUGGUAUCUGUGAACCAGGGUCAAAUGUCAUACCAGGUGCCUUUUUUUUCAUAGGCUCCUCCCCCUACGGACUACUGUAAGUGUUUGUACAGAUAACAUUGUGUCUCUUUUUCUUACAAUGUGCAUGUGACCAAAUACCAUGUAAAAUACCUUGACAUUUAAAAACUGUAAGUAGAUUUAUUAUUUAUUGAUGGAUCAAUAAAAUGUUCCUUCAAUUAAAUAAAAAACUUCAAAGAAUAAAAUCGGUGGUCUCAAAAGUA